Messenger RNA from Acytostelium subglobosum LB1, 462 nucleotides. RefSeq lists its product as hypothetical. The record is from RefSeq and is a predicted model, not a curated record. The transcript has a single exon. NCBI's taxonomy places the organism in Eukaryota, Evosea, Eumycetozoa, Acytosteliales, Acytosteliaceae. The coding region runs from base 1 to 462 and encodes 153 amino acids.
AUGGUAACGAUCUUGGACCCAGAUUCAGAGGAGACAUUCGCGACGAUGAUCGAGACGUGUCUGGUAACCAUUGCCAACGUCGUCACUUCGAUCGACAACCUCAGGUUGAAGAUGGCGAUGCCGAGCAGAGCGCACUUAUUCUCGGUGUCGUCCAACAACGACCAAGACUGCCUCAUCAACGACCAGGUCAUCAACAAGUUGGAGGAGGCAGACAAGAGGUCCAAAGCAGUCGCGCCGUUGUUCAACAAGCAACAACAACAACCAAAGAAGGCGAAAGCAAAGAAAGCUGGUGCACACUCGAAGCAGUUCGUGCAGCCACAGGCAGCCGUCCAGCCUGUGCCGUCAGCGAGUCAGCCUUCUCAGACGGGGUACUCGCCAGUCGGGAGUCAACCUCAGUCGAAGGGGUUUCGGAGCGACGGGAGGCAUUCGAAACCACCAAGCAGCAGCAGCACCAAGCAGUAA